Molecule: messenger RNA, 4477 nt
Organism: Emericellopsis atlantica
Lineage: Eukaryota; Fungi; Ascomycota; Sordariomycetes; Hypocreales; Bionectriaceae
Product: RNA dependent RNA polymerase-domain-containing protein
Exons: 1
Coding region: 198-4151 (1317 amino acids)
Biological process (GO): siRNA processing
Cellular component (GO): nuclear RNA-directed RNA polymerase complex
Molecular function (GO): RNA-directed RNA polymerase activity
Source: RefSeq, a predicted model, not a curated record
AGGAACCCCUCUUGAUCCUCACGUGUUUGCGCUCCUCACUGGCGUCGGGCUACGCGUCUCCUCAUCAAUCCACGCCCUAUCGAACAAUUGACUCCGACUCCAGCUUCAACGACUACUGGCUCUCACUGGCCGUCUUCUACCAGCCCGCAUGACUCACAUUCCGGGGUCGUGCGACCCGUCACGAGUGACGCUUGACGAUGGCCUCGACCUCCCAUCCUCAUAUCCAGCCGCGACGCCUAGGAGAGGAACUCGACAAGAUUGUGCGCUCGUUGAACGAAGAUUAUGGACUUGCUAUUGAAGGACCAAAGUCAAUUCGGCCACCAUCUGCGCAAUUGAGUUUGGCAGAGACACCGGCGCAAAAGUCUAUACAUAGAAUCUACGCGCGAUUGGAAAAACUACACGGCAAGAAUGCGCUAUCUGAGAAACUCGUUCGCUUCAGAAUUCAAGCUGAGCAGGUUAUGAGAGGAUGGGUCUACAAGCCCCUCGCCAAUGUCGACACCCUUCCUCAGUCUCGCCGGGGCGCCCCACUUGGUGCCCGCUGCGAGAAGGAACGGGCCGAGUUGCGUCAAUGUCUCUACAACAUCCUCCGCGACAGGUCGCCGACGAGCAUGAGUACAAGAACCCAUCGCCCUUGCACGCAGAAGAGAAUCUCUGAUGAGUACCACGAGGGACCGUCCAAGAGGACGCGCAGCCUCCCCAGCGAAGAUGAAUCAAAUCACAGCAUCGACCAUGUCCCUGUUCGAUCAAAGGAAUCGGAGCGCUUGCCGCGGCCGGGCCUGAAUACUUUGCUGCAUCGUAUUUCCAAUCGCUCUCUAGGGACGACGACAUCGGCUAAUUCGAGCCGUGACUCGUUACAAACUAAUGUCUUUUCAUUCGCCGGACCCGACGAUACCCUUUUCAGUACACAGAACACAGAUGCAGAACACGGGAAGGUCCUGGAAGAUAAGCUGUUUGUGCAAGAUGGCAUCCGGUUGAGCCAGGAGUUCGACCCGGGAUCUCAGGAUAUGGAGGCUUUGAACGAGUCCUUUUCGCUUUUCGACCGCGAAGAGGACACCAGUCAUUGUGACCAGCAUGUUCCACCAAUCGGUAACCCAAGGCCCUCCUUUUCCACAUCGCCGAGAAAGCCCAGCAACCUAGGCCACCUCUGGCCCAAAUUCCCCUACCCGAAGCUGACCCACGCGCCCCUAUUCGUCGCAUGGGAGAUCGUUAGGGCUGCCAUGAAUUGUGGAGUCGACUUGGAUCACUUUGACAUGGAGUACAAGCCCGGGGAAGAAAUUUGGAGCGAUCAAAAGAAAUUUUGGAACAUGCUAUCUGAUCAUCGACUCUUUCUCAACAAGGGCAUGCCUGCAAAAAGCGAAGCAAGCUGCUGGCAGGCAUCGUUGAGGGACUUCCAGAUCAAGAACAACCGGUGCAUAAGUUUAGAAGCCGAAUUGGUGCCGACGACAACGCCCUGUGGACCUCGUUACCAAGUGAAGCUAAGGCCCCUGACAUCGCAGAUGAGUUGUCGUCUCGAAAGGCGAUUUGGGAGCGAUCGGUUCUUGAAACUGAUUAUCCCGGCGCCCUCACGCAUGAAUGAGAACGAUACAGAGGAUCUGUGCGCUUGGCUUCAUGGGGACCACCACUUCCUUGGACGCAUCUGGAAGCCUUUUUAUUCAAGCCCUCUCAAGACGCCGGCAUCGCCGAGCCUUAGUGACAAAGCACCUAAGGACCCCACUGAUAACAGACAGAAGAAGCAUUAUGACUACCAGGAACGUGUUUACUUCUUCGCUGUCGACGGCAACCAUUUCCGACCGCCUGAAGACCCGGCUUGCCCCAUCCCACCGGCCCACGAAGCUCUCACUCCACAAUGCCGAACAAAGCUGAGCUAUGCAGACUUUCUCGACUGGGCCAUCAGCGCACGGAGCUCCUCCGAACAGCCCUUCCUGAAGUUGUUUUCCCGUAUAGCUCUCGGACUCAGCAAGACUGACCCUACCGUGAUACUUGAGCCUAACCAAAUUUAUCACAAAGAACAGGAUCUUCUAUCGCCGACUGGCGCGGUGAUGAAUGACGGCAUCGCUCGCAUGUCACGAGCCUUGGCCAGGAAGGUUGCCGAGUGCCUCGAGCUAGAUGAGCUGCCUAGCUCGUUCCAAGGGCGAUUCGGAAGUGCAAAGGGCAUGUGGAUCGUGGAUGUCCACGAUGAUGGGCUCGAAAAGUCCAUCUGGAUUGAGACUUACCCUUCGCAACGAAAAUGGAACUGCGACUUCCAGGAUCCGCAUCACCGUACUUUUGAAGUUCGAUCGUAUUCCAAGGAGCUGCGUCCGGCCAACUUGAAUCAGCAGUUCAUCCCGAUCCUAACGCACCAGUCAAAGGACCCUACUACCGUGACCAAUACCAUUGUGGAAUGUAUUGAGACUGGACUCUGUGCGGAUCUGGCAGAGCUGCGGGACGCUAUGCCAGACAGUCGCGAUUUGCUCCUCUGGUUACAACGGGCUGGUUUCAUGUCCACAUCCAGUCGCCAGUCGCAAGGACAGAUUCCGUACUUAGGCGGCGUUCCGGACGACGAAGGAGAGCGAGCGUGUGCUACACUGCUGUCUGGGUUCGACGCAAAAUGCCAGUACACAUCGAACUUAUUCUGGAGGAUGGCAAACAGAAAGGCCGAGGUCCUCAAACGCUCCAUGAAGAUCCAGGUGCCCUGCUCCGCCUAUGCGUACAUGGUCAUUGACUUUAAUGGCAUUCUUGCGCCGGACGAGAUACACCUCUCCUUCUCCACCAAGUUUCAAGCGGGCGACUUUUCGGAUACCAACAUCGAGGGGAUGGACGUGCUCGUAGGCCGGUCGCCCGCUCACUUUCCUAGCGAUAUCCAGAGAGUUCGCGCGGUGUCGAAGCCGGAGCUCAGGCGCUUGAAGGACGUUGUCGUCUUCCCAAGCACUGGCGACACGCCUCUGGCGGACUUGCUGUCCGGGGGUGACUACGACGGCGACAUGGCUUGGGUCUGUUGGGAUCAGUCGAUCGUGGGGAGUUUCCAAAACGCGGACCCGCCUCCAAAAUAUGACUUUGUCGAGGAAGGGUAUUUGACCAAAAAUCGCGCCCGCUUUUCGGACAUUGUCCAAGGCCAUGAUGGGGAUAUGGACAAGGCUUGUGAAGACUUUCGAAUCGAGGGUCUGUCGUUCGCAAUGGAGCCUUCGCUGUUAGGCCAAUGCACCAAAUAUAAGGAGAAGUUAACAUACUGGACGAACAGCGUUAAUAGCGAGCAGGCGAUGCUUAUGAGUAAUCUCCUGGGCGAAUUAGUCGAUCAGAAAAAGGCCGGCACGACGUUUACGGAGGAUAAUUGGCUCCGGUUCCGCCAGGAAAGACUGCAAUGUCCAAGAACGUACGCCGUCCCAGAAUAUGAAAAGGAGCGCGCAUCCGACGCGUGGGGGAAGAAACUGCCCAAGGACAAGCACGUCCUGGACUACAUCAAGUUCGAUGUCGCCGAGAAAGCUCUGUACCGAGCCCUCAAGGAUGUUAGUGCUGCACAAGCGGCCCGGGAGCCUCUGGCGUACGAUGAGCACGUCUGUCAGGUAUACCGAGAGUGGGAGAUGAUCGCGCGCGGAUCGACUACGCGCAAAAGCGUAAUGGAUACGUUGCGUGCCGACCUCCAUGACCUGGAGAAGAAAUGGAUGGAUUCAGCCCAGGAUAACAUGGACUUUAGGGAAAGGGUGACUUUGCACUACGAGCAAUGGGUCCGGAUUGCGCCGCCAGUCCGGGUCCGGGGUAACAGUGUGGUGAAGCAACUCAAGGGGCUGCACGAUAGGUUUGUCCCCCUUGGUGUCGACUACUACCAGACACUGGACGACGACGACUGGACCGCGCCGUCCAGUCAUUGGAGCCUACUGAAGGCAUCGGCUACGUUCCGCAUGUUCUACAGCAAGCGACAGGACUUUGCCUGGUACAUGGCAGGGAAACAGAUCCUUGCACUGAAAGCAAAGGUCAUCUCGAAUAAGCCCGAAUACCAGAGAUCGUCAGCGUCUACCGUGGUCCCGUACAUGAUGCCCCUGCUUAAGCCGGACGGCAAGGCCAUUGCCAAGCUCGCCGCGAAACGAAAGGCUGCAGCUGCGGAGUCUGAUCUGGAGGACAAGGUGGAUGAGGCCGAGGAUUGGGAUGAGGUCGGCACGGUCAUUGACGACUGCUGAUGAUGGGAUUUUGCGAAUGUGCUGGUCACUGACGCAAACAACGAGACAGCUCCUGGAUAUGGAUUUCAUUUCUUGGCGUAUGGAUUGGAUCAUGCCUAUUUGAGGAUCCUGGGCGAUAGACGGUUAAAAUGGAUAAUGAACUGCAAGAUGGCCGGCUUGAUUUUUAGACGGAGCAUCGUUUUCAGGCGCUCCACGACUGAGUCGAAGAUGCUGACGCUCUACAGGGCGACGGGUUCCUCUCUGCCAGCUAACGUUAGAAAGAAGCCUAGACAAUCAUACAAUCAUACAAUCAUAGAACGAUUGGACCGCUUUUCGUCCGAAACUUU